AUGGCUCCGACCGCAACCGUAGCUUCGGGCGACACCAACGCAGCACCGGCUGCUGUCAAGGGCGCCUCUCGCAUCCAGCCCGACCCCGAGGUGGUGCAGUACCCCAAGUUCGACAAGGAUCCCGUGACGCCCGAGGAGGUCUUCGCGCGAGCUGCUCAAGUGUCCGAGCUGCUGCACGAGGACGAGGCGAUCCGCGACCGCGGCAACGUCGUGCCCUACCGCCAAGUGCAGCUGCUCAAGGAUGCGGGUCUGGUGACCAUCCUUGGGCCCAAGUCCGCGGGUGGUGCGGGCCUGACGUGGAAGGAGGCGUACGAGGUGAUCCGCAUCAUUGCACGCGGCGAUGGCUCGCUCGGCCAGCUGAUCGGCUACCACUAUCUGUGGUCGUGGGCCGGUGCACUGGUGGGAACCGACGAGCAGCGAACCCGGUUCGAGGAGUGGAUCACCAAGAACAAGUACUUUGUCGGCGGUGCGGUCAAUCCUCGCGAUGCCGAUCUCAAGGUUCAACAGGACCCCAACGAUGCCGACAAGCUCGUGUUCAAUGGCAAAAAGACCUUCUCGACCGGAAGCAAGAUUUCGGACGUGACGAUUCUCGAGGGCUCGCUUCCCGAAGGUGGUCACGUCUUUGCGGCUGUGCUUAGCAAGCAGGCUGGGAUCGUGUAUGGCGAUGAGUGGGUCGACACGCUCGGCAUGCGCGGUACGCAGAGUGGUGGUAUCAGCAUCACCAAUGUCGUCGUGUCGUGGUCGGAUGCGCUCGGCUUUGUCAACAAACAGUUCCAGCCGAUCGGAGCGUACAACACGCUCAACCUGCCCCAGAUCCAGCUGGUCUUUACCUCGUUCUACCUGGGUAUUGCCGAGGGAGCACUCGCGAGGGCUGCGGCCUACACCAAGGCCAACACGCGCGGAUGGCCAUACCAGCCCCAACCCGUCGCACGCGGCACCGACGAGGCCUACAUCCAGAUCGGCUACGGCGAUCUGCAGGCCAAACUCUGGGCCACCGCCUCGUUCAUCGAAGUCGUCUUUGCCGAGGCCUCGGCCAUCCUUCACACGGCUCCGCGCCAGCAGGUCACCGAAGAGCAGCGCGCCAAGUUCGCCGUGCGCGUCGCUGCCGCCAAGAUCAACGCCGUCGAUGUAGGAUUGGCCGUCACCAGCCAGAUCUACGAGCUUACCGGCGCAAGGGCCGUCGCGGGCAAGUAUGGCUUCGAUGUUGCCUUUAGGGAUCUCAGGACGCACUCGCUCCACGACCCCAUCGCACACAAGCGCGCAGAGGUAGGCCGCUUCGCCCUCCACGGCCCCGGCAAGGACGGAUGGCCCACCCCGACCUGGUACACCUAG
Moesziomyces antarcticus is the source of this 1332-nucleotide messenger RNA. Its product is annotated as FMNH2-dependent monooxygenase. The coding region runs from base 1 to 1332 and encodes 443 amino acids. The transcript has a single exon. Gene Ontology annotation, molecular function: 3-methylbutanoyl-CoA dehydrogenase activity; flavin adenine dinucleotide binding. Gene Ontology annotation, biological process: L-leucine catabolic process. The record is from RefSeq and is a predicted model, not a curated record. Lineage: Eukaryota; Fungi; Basidiomycota; Ustilaginomycetes; Ustilaginales; Ustilaginaceae.